Messenger RNA from Schistosoma mattheei, 345 nucleotides. NCBI's taxonomy places the organism in Eukaryota, Metazoa, Platyhelminthes, Trematoda, Strigeidida, Schistosomatidae. The record is from the annotation of a GenBank genome assembly.
UUGGAUCUUACCUUGUCGUCUGCAAUGGAUGAAGCAGUAGUUCUUAAAAAUAACCCUGUUGACCGUUCAGGACUUUUGGAUUCACACCACACAUCCCUUAACAAUUCUAGUUGUUCGACACCAAUUAUUCUUAGUAACGAAGCUGCCAUUACUAAACAUUGGACGUCUAGUUAUCCUGAUCGCUGGAAGUCUGUAGACGAUCCUGGCCCACUAGGGCGUCUUGUGGUUCUUAAUCUCAAUGAAACGGAUAAUAGUAACAAAAAUGAAUAUUUAUUUGAUGGAACAGCUGAAAAUUUUGCGGUUGGCUCUUUACACACUGAACAACGAACCUGUUCUGUCAUGUAG